This is a messenger RNA of Solanum verrucosum, 564 nucleotides long. RefSeq lists its product as uncharacterized. The record is from RefSeq and is a predicted model, not a curated record. Bases 1 to 564 code for a protein of 187 amino acids. The transcript has 2 exons. NCBI's taxonomy places the organism in Eukaryota, Viridiplantae, Streptophyta, Magnoliopsida, Solanales, Solanaceae.
AUGGUACAUGCUGAACAAAUUGAGAAGCAAAAGCUCAAGAAGAUGAAUAGGGAGGUGAAGAGGGCUAGGACCGGUAAUGGGAACUUUUCCAAUGCUAAGUCUAAUGGGCAACGUAGACAAAACUUCAAGCAAAUGUUCCCCAACCAAGGUUCCUCUAGUGCUUCCCCAAUGGUCAACAAGGAUAGGGUGUCUAACCCUAAACCCCAAGGAGGCAAUAAUGAUGGGUAUUCUAAGAUCAAGCCUACUUGUGCCAAAUGUGGUAAGAAACACGAUGAAAAAUGUUUAGCCGGUCUGGGUGUGUGUUAUGGUUUCGGUAAGAGUGGACACCAAUUGAGAAAUUGUCCAACACAUUCGGCAAAGGGGAAAGAAGAUAAGCAAACUCCUCCAAGCGGUUCAAACUCCAAUACUCAAAAGCAAAUCCAUUUUUAUGCUCUUCGAUCCCGAGAAGACCAAGAGAUCUCCCCGGAUGUGGUGACCGGACCCGGGUUCCAGGUUGUCAAAUUCCAAUUUCCAAAUGAGCCAAUUUUAGAGUGGAAAUGGGGGAAUUCUAUCCCUAGAGGUUAA